Messenger RNA from Drosophila melanogaster (fruit fly), 1148 nucleotides. RefSeq lists its product as uncharacterized. NCBI's taxonomy places the organism in Eukaryota, Metazoa, Arthropoda, Insecta, Diptera, Drosophilidae. The transcript is spliced from 4 exons. The record is from RefSeq and is marked reviewed. Bases 24 to 902 code for a protein of 292 amino acids.
GAUUCAGUUAUAAACGCGCUGCGAUGCGAUCAGUGUGGAUAUAUGUGGCAUUUCUGGGUCUCUCAUUUUAUUCAACGGAAGCGAUGGAUAGUGAGAGUUUUCAAAAUGAUACCGCUAUCAGAAACAAACCCGAACUAAAAUCGUUGUACAAAUUGGUACUCGCCCUGCUCGAGGAAAACCAAUCCAAUGCUAGUACUGAAAAUAUCCAGAAGAGUAGUUCAGAUUUAAAUACAACUGGAUUGUCCGGAAGAUAUCCCAGCCAGUGUCCCACCUAUCCACCUGCUCACGGAAUCUAUACCGUUCAGGUGUUGGGACUGAAGCCCUUCCAGGUGUCUUGCGAUGCAGAGAUUGCCGGAACUGGAUGGACUGUGAUGGCCCGCCGCACCAGCAACAAGUUGAACUUCUUCCGCAGCUGGGCGGAGUACAAAAACGGCUUCGGGCAGCUCGAUGGAGAUUUCUUCAUUGGCUUGGACAAAUUGCAUGCCAUAACUAAGUCACAGCCCCAUGAGUUAUACAUACACCUUGAGGACUUUGAAGGACAGACACGAUAUGCGCAUUACGAUGAAAUCUUUAUCGAAAGCGAAAACAAGUUCUAUGCAAUGACCAAACUGGGCGAAUUUACCGGCGACGCAGGGGACUCCAUGAUUCACAACAGGAACCAAAACUUCUCCACUUUCGAUAGGGACAAUGAUGGGUGGCACAAAAACUGUGCCGAGGAGUAUGUGGGUGCUUGGUGGCAUUUGAACUGCACUUACAGUAAUCUAUUCGGCAUCUAUGUGAAAGGUGAUGAGGGGCAGUACUUUCAGUGGAAGGGCAUCGUCUGGCAUUCUUGGCGCACUGAGAGUUAUUCCUACAAGGUGAUGCAAAUGAUGGUUCGACCGAAAUGCCAUUGCUCAGGAUAGAAAAAAGUUGCUUUGCAACGUGUAGCCAUAAAAAAUAUUUGUGCACGUUAAUAAAUCAUUUCUGAGAUACAGUGACAUCAAGGAUCCAUCUAUCUUCCGGCAGCUGAAACGCAAUGUAUAGCACGACUAGGAGAAUUCUACAUAAGACGUAGAUACAUACAUGUAUGAAUACAUGUAAAGAUUUAUUGUAUAAUAUAAGUAAAAUAUCCACUUCGAAUAUAUUUUCGAAAAUUGAAUUCGAUAUCG